GAUCAGCGCCUUAAGAAAAUGCACCUCCUUAACGCCAGCGCCCCCGUCGCCGAGCGCGUAGUCAAUUAGUGUUUUCUCUCGUAUCACCAUCACGGAGCACAACUAACGGUACUCGACUCUUGAUUCACCGUGCGUGAGGAUUCCGGGAUAAAAUCGCCUCAAAGUAACCGUUGAACCGUAAUCACAUCGCCAAGGAUAGAGCAUAGUAACGUAGUAACGCCGAGUAUCCACGAGUCAUCGCCGUUGCCAAGACAACGACGAUUGCAUUUCGAGUGCAAUGUCCUCCUCCUGCCCGGUGCUCAAGCUGCUGCUCUUCAUCGGCUUACUGGUGCUGCAGGCAAUCGCUACUUGCAAAGCCACCCUAAUCACCGACAAUGACCGGCAAGUGAAGGAGCAGCUUGGCCUCGGUUGGGCGGUAACGUACGACCCCGCGAAGCUAACCGUGCACAUGGGCACCGUACAGAACGUGACGGUUCACAUAGCGAGCAUCAACGACGCGGACCUUAUCGAUCUGCAGUCGGUGCAACUGCGAAGUGAACAGGGCCACGUGGCGACGGUUGAGAAUGGCACGAUUGUCCUGCUGAAACCAUUGGUUCCGACCGUCCCGUGGUUUAGUGGUUCAUUUAACAUCGUGGGCAAUUUUCUGGGCCGAACGGAUUUCUUCAUUGAGGUGGUACACAAAAAUGGCACCAGGGAGCGCGUAUCCAAGGACACUCUGCCGGUUACGGUGAUCCGUCAGGAGCGUGUGAUUGACCACGUGUUUACCGGAUCGGUCAUACUGUUGAUUUCGAUCCUGUACAUCAAUUUCGGGGCAGCGCUGGAUCUGGGAGCACUGAAGCAAAUCAUUCGGCGUCCCAUCGGGCCGGUGAUCGGUUUCCUAUGCCAGUUCGUGUUUAUGCCACUGUUCAGUUACGGUCUGGGCCAUCUGCUGUUCCCCGAUAGCUAUGAGAUGCAGCUGGGACUGUUCUUUACCGGUGUGUCGCCCGCCGGUGGUGCCUCCAACAUUUGGACGGUGGCACUGGGCGGUAAUUUGACGCUCUCGAUCGCCAUGACAACCAUCAGCACACUUGCAGCGUUUGGCAUGAUGCCGUUGUGGAUAUUUACGCUAGGUCGUACAAUUUUCGAGCGUGCGAAGCUCGGUAUACCGUAUAGCCGCAUCGCGUACACCGCCAUCGGUCUCGUGGUGCCCAUCAGUGCUGGGCUGGUGAUACAGCGCUGCUGUCCCCGCUUUGCCCGGCUACUGGUACGCAUUUUGAAGCCAAUGGCUGCUCUGCUGAUCCUGUUCAUUGUCAUCUUUGCGAUUGUCACGAACUUGUAUCUGUUUGAGCUGUUCUCCUGGCAAAUCAUCGUAGCCGGACUGGGGUUACCGUGGGUUGGGUAUUGUGUUGGCUUUCUGGCAAGCCAUCUGUUACGUCUACCGCUUGCCGAUUCGCUAGCGAUCUCGAUCGAAACGGGUAUCCAGAACACGGGCAUAGCCAUCUUUCUGUUGCGCUUUGCGCUCGAGCAACCGGCCGCCGAUCUAACGACGGUUAUUCCUGUAUCGACUGCCAUCAUGACACCGUUGCCGCUGCUACUGCUGCUCAUCGGUUUGCGGAUACACGAACGAAGCCCAUUUCGUUUCAUUGCAGAUCGAAGAGACGCGCUGAAGCUAGUUUAAUUCCCAAGAAUAAUAGCUCCGAACCGGUUACUCCACCGAGUGCCGAGUAGGAUCCCGACGAUCGGAAUCAUCUCAUCAGGCAUCCCCGGGGAGGAAAAGGACACGCAAACCAUACAUGCAUCAAUCAAAAAGCGUUACAUUCAUCAAAUAAACGUGGGUUGUUUCUUUA
Anopheles aquasalis is the source of this 1826-nucleotide messenger RNA. Its product is annotated as P3 protein. Gene Ontology annotation, cellular component: membrane. Lineage: Eukaryota; Metazoa; Arthropoda; Insecta; Diptera; Culicidae. The record is from RefSeq and is a predicted model, not a curated record.